This is a messenger RNA of Elgaria multicarinata webbii, 1960 nucleotides long. It is a transcript of the gene TMEM106A, whose product is annotated as transmembrane protein 106A. The coding region runs from base 337 to 1131 and encodes 264 amino acids. The transcript is spliced from 10 exons. NCBI's taxonomy places the organism in Eukaryota, Metazoa, Chordata, Lepidosauria, Squamata, Anguidae. The record is from RefSeq and is a predicted model, not a curated record.
AGAGGGCUUUCAUUUUCGGUUCGGCUUCGUGUUGUUCCUGGGUUGGCACAGCUUCAGAGGCUGGUUGAAAAAUUGGCAGCACUACCCCCAAGCAGAAUACAGCUUUCAGCUCCCAUCCUGUCAGACAUGCUGCAUUGCAUUUAAGGUGACCUCCUUAGCAGAAAUGUGAACACCUGACACUGGUUGGAGCCUAUACGUUUGGAGGAACUGCUGGAAGCCCCCUCGUGCCCCCACCCACCCAUCCACAAUGUUUGGCCUGAGUGAGAACCUCUGAGAGUGGUCCUUUGGUGGCUCCUGUCUUCCUCAAUCUGUUAACUAUACUGUUCCUUGGGUGCAAUGGACAAGGCCCUCUCAUGGAUCAGAAACCUGCUUGUUGGGGAAGAGGCAGAAGAAAGGAAAUUGAUUCCGCAGAAAAGCCCAUGUGUUGAGAGGGAAGCGUCCUGCUAUGCCAGCAUCAAUGGAGGGGAUGCUGCUGAGGUCUCCUGCAUCCCUUGUGCUGGCAUCAGCAGCCGGGGCUCUGUCACCUGUCCUACUUGCCAGGGCACUGGGAGGAUCCCUCGAGAGCAAGAACAGCAGCUGGUUGCCCUCAUUCCAUAUGGAGACCAGCGGCUGAAGCCCAGACGAACAAAGCUGUACGUAUGUCUCACAGUGGCCAUUUGCCUGCUGAUGACGUGUCUCAUGAUGUAUUUCCUGUUCCCACGUUCCAUCCUGGUGUUUCCCUCUGGACUCAAUGCCUCCUCCAUCUCUUUUGACAACUCUUCUUACAGUAUUAUCCUCAAUAUGACUAAUGUGCUGAAUGUGACAAACAGCAACUUCUACACUGUGCGUGUGGCUCAGCUUGCUAUUGAAGUCUUGCACAAGACACUGGUGAUUGGGAAAAACACUGUGAUGACCCAGUUGGACAUCAGACCCCUGCAGGGGGCUCAGAUGCUUUACAGUGUCUCCAGUAGAAUCCUGGAUAAUAACACUUACAAAAUUUGCACAUGGUCCAGAAUAAAAGUCCACAACGUUCUCCUGCACAUACAAGGUACCCUGACAUGCUCCUAUCUCUCCCACUCGGAGCAGUUGUCCUUUGAAAACUACCAGUAUGUGGACUGCAGAGGUACCGCCAUGCUCCCCAGUUUGUCCUGAUUCCGCACUUCCCCACGGCUGCCCUAAACUCCUGGAGGUGCUCCUUUGGCUUCAUCUUCUCUUCUUGUUAAUGAAAUUGCAGCAGCAUUAUUUUCAACCCUUCUGUGAACCAGGUGUGUGUUUUGCAACUUUUGAUUCAGCAUCGCCAGUUCUGCUGCAAAACAAGAUGACAGUUGUGGCAGAAAUUUUUCUCUUGUCAAGAGAUCUGGGGAUGUGGGGUUUUUUUGAACAAUUUCUGUCUCGAGGAAGCAGAACAAAAUGCAUCCAAUGGUGCAAAAGAGAAUGCAGGCAAACCGUGCUGAAAUUGCAGGGUUUUGGGGUGGAAUUUGCAUAGACAGCAUGUAUAGAACACUGGCUGGCUGCUCAGGUUGCAUUAAUCUUCUAUAAAUGUUUCCUGGAGGCUACUGGCCUAGAGCUGGGACUUAGGGCAACGGAACCUGCCAGUGUAGGUUUUAGGGAGGCCUGGAAGCUAACUUCUUUCUCCUUCUUCGUUCAAAACUAUCUUCCUCUACAUUUAAGCAGCAGGGAGGAACCUUGGACUUUGCAAGCACUGCUUCUCUGCGAGUCUGUUUUUAUUCCUCUUUCCCCAAAAGCCUCCUCCCUGGAUCAGCUGUUUGCAACAUGUGGCGAAGGGGAGAAGAGUACACAGCGUUAAGAGGACUUAAGAAACCAUCCAUGUUCAAAUGCUGCCUUUCUAAAACUAUUCCCACCCCUGUUCUCUUUUUACAUAUUAUCAGAACAGUCAUGUUAACAUCAAUUUCUUCCUGGGAAGUUUUGGACAAUUCUCAAACAGUGUUGUUCCAAAUAAAAUAGUCUCAAUGCAUUGUUA